GAUGUAAGACUCACAGCAGACUGUUGAAGGACAGACAGAAGCAAGCGGCGAAGAAAACCGACUCACCUAAAGCAAGGCAUCAUGAAGACUCUGGCUCUCCUCUCCAUCUGCGCUCUUCUGUCACUGAGCUGGUCGUUGGCAGUGGUGGAACCCGAGGUCAUCGUGGACCCAGAAGCAGACGCUGCACCUGCAGACCCUACAGACACCGCCGACCCUGCCGCUGAUUCCUCCGCCUCAUCCUCCGCUUCAUCCUCCUCUUCCUCCUCUGAGUCCGACUCAGCCUCAUCUUCAGCAUCUGACUCUGCCUCCGACUCUUCGGCAUCCGAUUCUAACUCAAGCUCAGACUCGUCGUCCUCCUCCGAGUCCUCCGAGUCUUCUGAAUCCGCUUCCUCCGAGUCGUCCUCCUCUGAAUCUGACUCUUCUGCCUCCGACUCUUCAGCCUCUGAAUCUGCUGGAUCCGAUUCCUCCUCUUCGUCUUCUUCAUCCUCCUCAUCUUCAUCAGAGUCAGCCAGUGAGGAGGCCCCUCAAGUUGUUAUGAAGAGAGACCUGGCUGCCGUUCUUCUGAGGAGAAGAAGAGCUGCCACAGCUGGCGACCUCUCCCCUCUGCAGCUGGAAAGCCUGAGAGAGGUGUGCGAGCUGAACGACGCCUGCGAUGAGAUGGCCGACACUCAAGGCAUCGUUGCUGCAUACGUCGCUCACUAUGGACCGGUUCCCUUCUAAGCUAAAGACCUGUCUUCCUAUCCACAUAUGGACUGUUUUCUCUUCUAUCAUUUUGUUACAGGACAGUGAAGCGUCUCCCCUAAAUCCAGACAAGGAGCAGAAACACAAAACAGAUGGGUUUGGUCCAUGUUGUGAUGCUAGAUGGAGAAUGGUUUUUGGAACAAAUGGUUGCACACUGGACCACUCUGAGCGGUCCCGUAUGAAAAGGCCUCUUCCAGGCUUUCAGAGAGAGGCACAUGGAAACACAAGCCUGUGAAGUAUGAAGUAGCCCGCAUAGAUUUAAAUUAUUCUUUGCGUCUUUCGUAUCAAACGAUGAAUGGUGCUACAAGUGUAAAGCUAUUGUAUGUUAAUGUACUGAUGUUUUUAUAAUAUGCCUUAGUCUUACUUUAGCAGGUAGUGGAUGUAGUAAAGAGUUCUUAGACGUACUGUAGUCUUACUGAUAUUACAUUGAUAGUGGAAGUGUGCAGUGUGUGUGUGUGUGUGUUUGUGUGAGACACACAUGAAUUGUAAUAAUUUGCCUUAUGGUUUGAAAAUAAUAAAUUAUUUUAUUUU
Messenger RNA from Salarias fasciatus (jewelled blenny), 1272 nucleotides. It is a transcript of the gene bglapl, whose product is annotated as bone gamma-carboxyglutamate (gla) protein, like. Gene Ontology annotation, cellular component: extracellular region. The transcript has 4 exons. Bases 82 to 720 code for a protein of 212 amino acids. Gene Ontology annotation, biological process: osteoblast differentiation; response to vitamin K; regulation of cellular response to insulin stimulus. The record is from RefSeq and is a predicted model, not a curated record. NCBI's taxonomy places the organism in Eukaryota, Metazoa, Chordata, Actinopteri, Blenniiformes, Blenniidae. Gene Ontology annotation, molecular function: structural constituent of bone; calcium ion binding; hydroxyapatite binding.